AUGGGUACUCAUAAAGAAUUGGAUUCUUUAAAACUCCAAUUACUUAAAGAUUUUUUGUUAAAUAAAAAUAAACUUAGUUCUUACAUUGUACAAGGAUUUCCUACGCAUAAAAGAACACUUUUCGAUAUUAUUACAUUGACUUUAAAUGAUGAAAACGAUGACGACGAUGAAAUGAAUGUGUUUAUUAGAUUUGAGAGACAAGUUAGAAGUAAAAUAAAAAACUUUACCGAAGUAACUGUAUUGGACAUGACAGACAAGGACUUCAAAAUUCAUUUUAGUUUGACAAGAGAGAGUAUUGAGUUCAAGUGUUCCAUUGAAAAACAAAUACUGGUGUUUACAUGGUAUAUGGCUAAUUGUGAAACACAUCGACAAAUAGCAAAUCGAUUUAAUCUAUCUGAUAGCACCAGUCAUGGGAUUAUUAUAAAUUGUUUGCUACAAAUAAAUACCCUUAAUAGAGUUUUUAUACAAUGGCCAAGCGGUCAAAGGGCAAUAGAAACUGUGGAAAAAUUCAAUGCCUUAAGGCAAACUUCUUUUCCAAAUGUUAUUGGAGCUGUUGAUGGCUGCCAUAUUGCCAUAUUAGCACCUUGGAAGAAGAGAAGUGUGAUGCCAAAAUUAGAUAGGAAUAUGUUUUACAACCGUAAACAAGUUCCAUCAGUAUUGCUUCAGGGAAUCGUAAAUGCAGACCAAAUCUUCAUAGAUGUUUUUGCCGGUUGGCCUGGCUCGUCUCACGAUGCUAGAGUGUUUCGAAAAAGCACAAUAGGGCAAAAUAUUUUAGAAAAUCAUGGCUCUAUACUCCCCCCCAAUUGCCAUAUUUUAGGCGAUGGAGCAUAUCCAUUAACCGAAAAAAUUAUGGUGCCAUAUAAGGAUAACGGUCACCUUACACAAAAUCAAAAGAAUUUUAAUAAGAUUUUAAGCAGUUCACGUGUGGUCGUCGAACAAGCUUUUGGAAAACUUAUUGGAAGAUUUCGAAAAUUAAAACAUAUGGAUGUAUACCAUAAAUCGUACUGUGCUAAGAUUAUCACCGCUGCAUGUUGUCUACACAAUAUUUGUAUGACAACUGGAGAUGACUUUGAUGCCGAUCCAUAUGUGUCUGAAAUAGAGAUAGGAGGUGAUCUACAUGAAGAUGGGACUAGAAGCGGAGUAUUAAAGCGUAAUACAAUUUGCAAUGCAUUGCUACUACAAGAUCACAUUUAA
Acyrthosiphon pisum (pea aphid) is the source of this 1194-nucleotide messenger RNA. RefSeq names its product putative nuclease HARBI1. The record is from RefSeq and is a predicted model, not a curated record. The coding region runs from base 1 to 1194 and encodes 397 amino acids. The transcript is spliced from 6 exons. Lineage: Eukaryota; Metazoa; Arthropoda; Insecta; Hemiptera; Aphididae.